Molecule: messenger RNA, 6073 nt
Organism: Pomacea canaliculata
Lineage: Eukaryota; Metazoa; Mollusca; Gastropoda; Architaenioglossa; Ampullariidae
Product: inositol polyphosphate multikinase-like
Exons: 6
Coding region: 141-1604 (487 amino acids)
Biological process (GO): inositol phosphate biosynthetic process
Cellular component (GO): cytoplasm; nucleus
Molecular function (GO): inositol tetrakisphosphate kinase activity; inositol-1,4,5-trisphosphate 3-kinase activity
Source: RefSeq, a predicted model, not a curated record
CGUUGCGAGGUGCAGCAACGAGUGAUAGAAUAUAAUUUUUGUCUCUGCAAUUUUUAGAAAUGAUUACUACUAUAUGGUUGAACUGGAUCUCUUGUCAGAGUCCAAAAUAUGUCAUACAGAAGGACUGAUGGGGCGCUAAAAUGCGAAAUGUUUCUAGGUUUGUAACCAGCGGUACGCUCUUCAUCCCAGGAGGAAAGUAUUUCCUGACGCUAGCGAGAUCGCGAGCUUUCUUUCAUGCUCGAUUUGCCACUGCGUUUCAGCUCCAAUACCCGUCCUCUUAUGAGAAGAAGACUCAGCACCACCAGCCCAUAUUACGAUCGCCAUCUCGUCACCAGUUUAUCAUCCUUAAGGCUGCAUUCAGGAUGAAUGGCACAGAUGCAGAUGACAAAGUUGAUGAGGGUUGUGCCCUGGAAGGAACCACUGUAUUGGCCACUCAAGUUGGUGGACACAGAUUUGAUCAGAAAGCCGGAAGAAAACUUGGCAUGCUAGAUUGUGGGAAUGGCACAGUACUUAAAGCACUGCAGGGCCCACCAAGGGGGACAAGAGAGUUAACUCUGUACCAAGAGGUGUUUGGUCCCAAAUGCAAGGACAAGGAUCUGCUAGAAUUAAGAAACUUUCUUCCAAAAUAUUAUGGCACAGAGACUAGAGAUGGUGUGACUUUUCUUGUAAUGCAAAACCUCACCUGUGGCUUCCAUGAACCUAAUGUCCUUGAUCUUAAGAUGGGCCGAAUUACUUAUGACCCAGAGGCCUCACCAGAAAAGCAAGAACACGAAGUGUCAAAAUACCCGCCACUAGAGAAGUUGGGUUUCCAGAUCACAGGCAUGAUGGUCCAUGAUAACAAGACAGGUGCACCUCAUCAUUCUAAAAAAGACUUUUGUCGGAGUUUAACUGCUGAGAACAUACAGAAGGAAGGAUUGGGGAAGUUUUUUGGUCUGCAAGAUGGAGGAUUACGCAAGGAUGUGUUGGAAGAACUUAUACACAAGCUGCAGGAAAUAGAAAGCUGGUUCCUAGUGCAGAAAAAGUAUGCUUUCUAUGCCAGUUCACUUCUCAUUGUGUACAGCAACCAAAGAUCCUGCAGUAUCACUGCUAGCAACACCCAACCACUGGUCAAUGUGAAGAAUGAGUCUCCACAUCCUGGUGUCAAAAGGAAGAGGGAACAGGAACCUUGGGAGGAUGAGAACAACAGGGAGAUUAAAGUCAUGCGAUCCACCGAUGGGCCACAACCAAGUGAUGGUUAUCAGAGCAAAACAGAUAUUUUUCCAGAUUCAAAUGGUGACCAUAGCUCCUUACAGAAGCAGAAGGUAAGCAGUACUUUAGAAGAAGAUGAGACAACAUCAAAAGAGGAAAAGGAGUCUCAACCUUGUCAUUCUGGGCAGCAAGAUGGACUAGAUAUCCCCAAGGAGUCUCAGCCUUGUGGUUCUGGGCAGCAAGUUGGACUGGAUGUCAACAAGAGGAGAGCAAAGGAAGAUGGGGAUAGAGUACCACUUGUUCAGAUCAAAAUGAUAGACUUUGCACAUGUCUUUCCUUCAUCCAGCAAGGAUGAAAACUACCUCUUUGGCCUGCAGAAACUCAUUAGGAUGCUGAAAGAUCUGCAAAGCAUGUGAUAAAUUUUGAAUUACAGUUGGCUUACCUCGUGACAUUAUGGCAGACACUUCUACUUUAUGUUAUUUUCAAGUUUGUUGAGUUGGUUGGGAUUGUGUAUAUACAUAUGGUUAUUUCAUUGUUAACUUGCAGUUUAUUAACAGAAAGGAUUUUUUUUAACCUCCCCUGUCACUUUGCUCAUUGCUGUCUAGUGUGUGCUCACUUGUAAAGAGUGGCGCAAAGAACUUUCAAACUCAGGGACAAGAUUAAAAUGAAAGAUUGUUAUGAGAAGAUUAUUCUGGGCUUUAUAAGAUAGGAGAUCUCUAUCUUUGAGUGAACACAAUUUCAUUCAAAGUCUGGUACAGUUGUUUAGACCUCAGCUGUGUAUGUUUCAUUGAUUUUUUUGUUUUUAAGGAUUCUCAGUUAAUUUUCAUUGAGCUGAUUUUUAAGUGAGUCGGUAAACAAAUUCAGAAUAAGUUUUGUUUGGCAGUUAGUGUCAACUUCAUUUAAGUAAAAUAUAGACCAUUUUCAUCCAACUUUCAUAUGCACACCAAUUUUCUUGUCACACACACACUUGCUUCAACUCUGUUGAUGACCAUUUCAGAUUUAAGUCCCCAUUUGUCUCUCAACAUCCAUCACUCUGUCUUGCAUAGUUAUUUCUUUGUAUCUCUAAGUACAUCUUAAUUCUCAUUUUAGAGCACACUGUCUUCGAGGCUGAUCUGUUGAAUCCUUUUUAAGAGUUUUUAAGAUCCACAAGGUGGUCUUUGCUUUUAGACAAAGUAGGUUUGUAUCAUCUGAAAUAGAAUUUUUUUUUUUUCCCUAGAGUUCUGUGUAUUUUAGAAGACUAAUAAGUCUUUAUUCUUAUAGAAAAUUGAUUCAUGUUAAAAUGUGUACGUUGUCUUAAAAUCAUGCAUUCUUAGCAUUUUUUUGCUAUGAACAAAGUUCAGACAACAUAUACAACUUAAUAUUUUGUGAUAGAUGUUAACUGAUUCAGAGCUUCCACAGGGAACAUUACCGCUUGUUGCCACUGUGCCCAUCAGUUUCUAGCGAAGGUUUUUAUUAAAAAAAAAAUAUAUCAUUGGAUUUGCGGCUUGAAGAUUUCCUGCUUAAAUGUCCCUUUCAAAGAUUUCUUAAAUCAGACUUUUUUUUCCCUAUAUACAGGUACCGGUUGGUGAUAUUCUUUAGCUCUGUAACAUGCUGAGUUUUUAGCUGUAUUCCAGUUUUCUGUGGAAUGGUUGAAAAUGAGAUUAAAUUCUGUUUGACACUGUCCAUUAUGAUCUAUUAAAAACAGUAGUCUUAUAUGUAUGUUAACAAUUUUAAAGAUUUUUUUGACAUUUUUUUUUUGAAUUUUGUUGUCCUGUUAAACUGUUGUGUAUAUAGUUUUAUUGAUUAUGAGUAGGGGAGGGGGUGAACAAAACAAUGGGUCCCACAGAAGUAAAUGGGACCCAUCUACUUCAUUAGGAGACCCAUGUUUUUUCAGCAUUCUCUGCAGAUAUAGGAAAUUAACAUAAAUGGAUUGGUAAUAAAUAGCUAUUUUGUGUUGACUUCUAAGACAUUUUGUUUGGAUUUUUUUUUCCAGAUUCUUCUGAAUAGUGUUUUUAAAAGUUACUGUCCCCGUUUUUCUCCCAUGCUUUACCAAUCUUACAAAGCACUGAUUAUUCUUGAUUAGGGUGUAGAGGUAUUUACCUCCCUUUACAGUGAUUCACUUGGGAGAAAAAGUGCAAUCGCCUUUACAUAACAAAAGCAUUAAGGCCAAUCAAAUGAUGUGUGCCUUUAUUUUAUUAAUUUUUAAAAAAAUGUCUUGUUGUCGUAGUCUUCCAGAAGAUAUGAGUGCUAUUUAGUUUUCCUUUGCAAGUUAAAAUGGACACGAAAACAGCUCCAAAGGUGGAGUAGGGCAAUUAUGUGCACGAAUGUUUUCUCUAACUAAUGUGAAUACCUACAUAACAUGUCAAUGAUCAUGCUGUCUUUUGCUAUUGGCUUGUAAUUGAGGAAGAAAAUUGUUGUGUGCGUUUUAAUCAAUUUGAAAAAAAUCACACCGGCAUACACCUUGAUUUUUAAGGCAUCUCAGUAUGUUUGUGGCUGAUGCAUAAUACUGAUUUCUUUACUUUCUGGAUAGUUUUUUUUUUUUUAUUCUUUUGGUCAGCUUGUAGCAUUGUUAACAGUGUUUGUAAAAUUAUGUUAAAUUUUGUAUCUCUGGUGGAUUUCUUAAAUAAUCUGCAGUAUGUGUAUGUGUGCAUGGAGAACUGCCUUCUUGGAAUAAUUGUUUGAGCAUCUUUCAUAUCAGUUCUUAAUAUCAUUUUUGGAUUUGAUGAUAUUUAGACAUUUUCCAGAGAAACUGCUUUUCUGCUGCUCUGCAUUUGUGUAUGUCCAUUGCAUUUUCUAUAUUUAUACACAAAAAUCUUAAGCAUUUAACUUUAAUGUAACUCUGUACAAAAUCUUGGCCCUUUAUAACUAUUAUUUGUAUGCACUUUAUGCUACUUCUGCAGUUUUUCUAUAAAGGAGACUUUAUUCAGAAAGUUCUUAGGUUCUGACACAGUAGCUGCAUUCAGUGUACCAAAGGUUGGGACAAUUGCUAUACAACAGUUGAAUAUUAGUUGCCUGUUAAUCAGCCAUGAAGGCUGAUAACAUUUUUUUCCCCAGUCUGGAAGUAUUAUUGUCUCUGAUGCAAGACAAGGGCAGUUAUGUGGUGUUUUGGGGAGAAAGUUAAAUCCAAAUUGGCAGAUGAGACAUUCUGCUGUAAAUUCAUAUUAUGAAUUGCAUUUAUAUGGCAGCUCAGUCUUCAAUAGUUGUCGGGACUUAUUACAUUUUGUAUUAUUUUUGGACUAAAAGAAACAAAAAUAAUCACAAAUCAGCACUGUGUUGUUCAUUUUUGAGAAUUUAUUUAGAAUUCAAAAGAACAGACGAUUUUUCUAAAACUAAAUCUCUUGCAUAGAGUGCUCUUACAAAACAAAUCAACACUACUUGCGCUAAAGCAAAUGGUUUGCUUUGAACACAUUUUAAACAAUUUUAUAAGAAUGACCUCUUUGAAAGCUGACAGCAGUCAGUCACCUUUCAUAAUUAGGGCAUAGUGUUACACUUACCCGUCCUCUGAAGUUCUUUUUUUUGAAUGUUGUAAACCCCAGAAUAAUCAGUAUAUAUUUUACUGUAAGUGCAUUGUGAAACCCCAGAAUCAACUUAUAUUUUACCAUUUUUAAGUGCAUUAUGAAUUUGGAGACUUAAUGACUAAUUUUCUUAAAAGCUGAACUGUGAGAGUUUAUACAGAAGAUGGUAAUGGAACCUUUGGUGCUGUUUUUGUUACAUUGUGUAUGUUUUAUCACAAUGGCAGAUGUAAAAUUUAUUAAACGUUAAUUUGACACAGUUUUUCAGAUCUUGGUACAUUUUGUUGUCACCAUGAUACUGUGUCUUAUAGUCCGAAAAUUUGUGAAAUGUUUUGUCCUAUAUGAUGAGAAAAUUUACUGUAAACGUAAAGAAACAGGGCAUUUUUCAUGAGCUGUCUUUUCUUACCACCUUUAGUUUAAACAAUCAUUUACAUUAUGAUGUCUUAUGUCUCAAAGACAGCUUUUUUGGCACCAUUUGGAUCCAUAAGCAAGGUAAGCAUAUAAACACAGAACGAUUAUGUUUGUAUGUAGAGAAUGAAAGCGAGUGUGUGUGAUUUCCCCGAUGCGAAAGAGAAAUUCUGGAAUGAAUAAACGUGAUUUCUAAACGUCUAUAAAAUCUUACAAAUUAUUUCAUGAUAAUAAAGAUAGGAGGUAGAAUUAAAAACAGUUAUAUUUUUGUUCUUUGUAUGUUUUUAACUUUCAGUAGUCUUUGUGUGCCAGAGAUAAGACGUUGAAAAAUGUGUUUACUCACUUGGAUUUUACAAGAGAAACAAAUUUUAAGUCAGAAGGUGAGAUCACAUUUGUUGAAAUUAAAGCAUAACAAUUCCUCUAGUUCUUUAAAUUAAUAAUGUAGUACACAUACUGUAAACAAUAUUGUUGACGGUGUGGUCUUCAUGAUAUUAAGAUUACAUUUGAUGGGAGGAGGAAGAUCUGGAAUAAUCAUGCCUCUAAAAUAACUGUUUAUCUUAUUAUACUCUAGUCUUUCACCAAAUAUAUUGAUUGUACAUGUAAAUUAAAAUUCGUUCAAAUUUCUAAGAAGCAAAAAAGCCUUUUUACGUUAUUGAGCUUGUCUGGUUUGAAGCUGCCAAAAUACUGAUUGCUUGUGCAUUCAUAAUGUGCAUGGUGAAAAUUAUUGGCUGAUUUUUACUCAGCAACAUAAUGGUGUAGAUCAUAGUCUGGUAAUGCUUUUUUCUAGAUUCAGUUUUGUUUCUGUAUUGUGUGAGUGGUCAGUCUGCAUAAAAGAUAGCUAGGACAUGAUUGAGGAAAUUCUGUAGCAUAUGAGUGAUUAAUAUCCUAUUUACUUUUUGUUAAUGUCUCUUGUUAGAACACAACUUUUGUGUCAUCUUGUUUUCUAAGGUAAAAGCAAUGAAAAAUAUAUUCCAAAAUUAUGCAAA